AUGCUGAGUUCCAUCAAGUGUGUGUUGGUAGGAGACACUGCUGUGGGGAAAACCUCCCUGUUGGUGCGCUUCACCUCGGAGACCUUCCCAGAGGCCUACAAGCCCACAGUGUAUGAGAACACGGGCGUGGACGUCUUCAUGGACGGCAUCCAGAUCAGCCUGGGUCUCUGGGACACCGCCGGCAAUGACGCCUUCAGGAGCAUCCGUCCCCUGUCCUACCAGCAGGCCGACGUGGUACUGAUGUGCUACUCUGUGGCCAACCACAACUCUUUCCUGAACCUGAAGAACAAGUGGAUUGGUGAAAUCAGAAGCUACCUGCCCUGUACCCCCGUUCUGGUGGUGGCCACCCAGACGGACCAGAGGGAGAUGGGGUCUCACAGGGCCUCCUGCAUCAGUGCCAUAGAAGGGAAGAAACUGGCCCAGGAGGUGAGAGCAAAGGGCUACUUGGAGUGCUCAGCCCUCAGCAAUCGGGGGGUGCAGCAGGUAUUCGAGUGUGCUGUCCGAACUGCCGUCAACCAAGCCAGGAGACGCAACAGAAGGAAGCUCUUCUCCAUUAAUGAGUGCAAGAUCCUCUAACGUCCAAAAGACAUCAACCAACACUCAUUUACUCACCUCAAAGACUAACGGGGACAGGGAGAGCAGCAGGCAAGCCAGCAAGGGCUGAUGCUCUUUCUGGUACAUCCUGAGCAGCGUUCCCUUUUGGAUAUAGUUUGUUGGUGGCACUCGGCCCCUGGAUUUUUUUUA
Molecule: messenger RNA, 744 nt
Organism: Pteronotus mesoamericanus
Lineage: Eukaryota; Metazoa; Chordata; Mammalia; Chiroptera; Mormoopidae
Gene: RHOH
Product: ras homolog family member H
Exons: 1
Coding region: 1-576 (191 amino acids)
Biological process (GO): cortical cytoskeleton organization; establishment or maintenance of cell polarity; regulation of cell shape
Cellular component (GO): cytoplasmic vesicle; cell projection; cytoskeleton
Molecular function (GO): GTP binding; protein kinase binding; GTPase activity
Source: RefSeq, a predicted model, not a curated record